AUGCCUGCCAUCACGCACAUCCUCUUCGACUGCGACAACACGCUCGUGCUAUCCGAGCACAUCGCCUUCGCGGCAUGCGCCGAGCUCUCGAACGAGCUUCUCGAGAAGUACGGCAAGGAGCACCGCUACACGCCCGAGGCUGCACUGCACGAGUUCGUCGGCAAGAAUUUCCGCACCAUGCUCGGCGAAGUUCAGCAGAAGCACGGCUUCACCAUGCCGCCCGAAGAGAUCGACGCAUACGUCGCGCGCGAGCUCGGUGUCGUCAUCGCGGGCCUGCGCGCUAAUGCGAAGCCGUGCGAGGGUGUUCCUGAGACGCUGGCACGGUUGAAGAACGAGAACAAGUACAAGCUCGCGGUCGUUUCCAGCUCGGCGCUGCCUCGCGUCGAGGCGAGCAUCGAGGCCGUCCAGAUCGACCACUACUUCCCGUCCGGCACCGUCUUCAGCGCCAUGAACUCGCUUCCCGUGCCAACAUCCAAGCCCGACCCCGCCGUUUAUCUCUUCGCUUGCGAGAAGCUCGGUGCAACACCCGCAGCAUGCGUUGCGAUUGAGGACAGCCGCUCAGGCGCGACGGCGGCGCGCCGUGCAGGGAUCACGCUCAUUGGCUACGUUGGCUGCUAUGACGAUGCUGAGGAGCGUACGCGCAUGCGCGACAUCCUCAACGAAGUGGGCGCUGUAGCUAUCCUGGAGCACUUUGACCAGCUUGAGGAGGUCAUGAAGAAGAUCGAGGCCGCUUGA
Peniophora sp. CBMAI 1063 is the source of this 735-nucleotide messenger RNA. The record is from the annotation of a GenBank genome assembly. Lineage: Eukaryota; Fungi; Basidiomycota; Agaricomycetes; Russulales; Peniophoraceae.